AGGGGAGGGAUCUGCUCCCUCAGCUCAGCGGGCUCUGCGGGCUAAAGAUGGCGGACGGAGAGAACAGUCUGGGAAAGGCCUUGUCGGGCGCAUCCGAUAUGGACGAGCCCGCCGCUAAAAAGUCCAAAAUUACCCUGACGAGCAGCUACGGCCACAAAGUCACUGACGCUAAAGAAUUCCCUUGCAUGUCUGGAGUCACGGAGGGUUGGGGGGCGGCGGUGAAUUGUGACCAGCCAGCGGAGAAGGAACCCAAGCCGGCGAUGGCGGUAGAGCAGGCCCCAGGAGCGCAAGGCGGAGAUAACAAUGGCCUGGGACUGCUCGUCUCCAAUCCUUUUAAGUCCGCCGUCGAACCAGACGACAGCGCCGUGCUCGGGACAUUCGAGGCCAGUGCCGGUCUCAUUGGGUGUGUCGAUCGCCCCGCCAAUGGCUUUGCUGUCACGCCCGAGCAUGUCACGGAGGAGGAUGACAGAUCCUCGCAUGCCAGCUCCAGCGACUGGGCACCUCAACCACAUAUAGGUUCCUACAGUUUCAUCCAGCAGCACAUAAGAGAAACUGACCCUCGGACCAUUCUGAGGGAGUUGCUGCCCGAGACUGUACUCCCGCCGGAUUUAGAUGACAUGACAUUGUGGCAGAUCAUCAUCAACAUCUCAGAACCUCCUAAAAGAAAAAAAAGGAAGGAUAUCAACACCUUGGAAGAUGUGGUCAGGCUACUCCAUGAAAGUAAAAGAAUUCUGGUGCUGACUGGUGCCGGGGUGUCCGUUUCGUGCGGGAUACCAGAUUUCCGCUCCAGAGAUGGAAUUUAUGCCCGUCUUGCUGUUGACUUUCCUGAUCUUCCAGACCCACAGUCUAUGUUUGACAUUGAGUACUUCCAAAGAGACCCAAGGCCAUUUUUCAAAUUUGCUAAGGAGAUCUACCCGGGUCAGUUCCAGCCUUCGCCCUGUCACAAGUUCAUAUCGAUGCUGGACAAGCAGGGCAAGUUGCUGCGUAACUACACGCAAAAUAUCGAUACGUUAGAACAAGUGGCGGGAGUUCAGCGAAUCAUCCAGUGUCACGGGUCAUUUGCAACUGCUUCCUGUCUCAUCUGUAAAUACAAAGUGGAUUGUGAAGCUAUAAGGGAGGACAUCUUUAACCAGCGGGUCCCUCAUUGCCCCCGGUGUCUGGAUGUUCCUUUAGCAAUAAUGAAACCAGACAUCGUCUUUUUUGGAGAGAAUCUUCCAGAAAUGUUUCACAGAGCCAUGAAGGAGGACAAGGACGAGGUGGAUCUUCUAAUAGUUAUCGGGUCUUCACUUAAAGUCCGACCAGUCGCCCUCAUCCCAAACUCGAUUCCUCAUGAAGUGCCUCAGGUCUUGAUCAAUCGGGAGCAGCUGCCUCACCUCAACUUUGACGUGGAGCUGCUCGGCGACUGCGACGUCAUCGUCAAUGAGCUCUGUCAUCGACUGGCCGGGGACUUUGAGCAGCUCUGCUACAACACCGUAAGACUCACCGAGAUCACGGAGAAACCUCCCCGGUUAGCGGAGCAGCCACCGUGCGAGGACCUGUCCGCCGCAGACGACCGAACGCCAGAGGAGCCCAGGCGGCACAGUACAGACUCGGUCCGAACGCCUUCGCCGCACAGUCCGAAUGUCACAGAAACUGGCGGUCACGUCGCGCCGCCGGAGCCUUGUCCUGACGCUCAGUGUCCCAGCGAAGACAACUCUGAGCCCAACCGGUUCUCACUCAACGAUGCAACUAGAGAAGAGACCACGGAAGAAAGGAGUCAAUCUUCCCACCAUGAAUUUCGGCGGAGGUGCUGGAUGAAUCGCAUCAGCCGAAGUCCAAUCAGCAAGCGCCUUGACACGGGCCAGUACCUGUUCCAAGCACCGCAUCACUACAUCUUCCAUGGCGCCGAAGUUUACUCCGACUCCGAGGACGAGACGUCAAGCUCAUGCGAAAGUGACAGCGAAGAGUCGGAAUGCAGCGGCGACGAGGGAGGGGAGAUCAGCGAGCCGGAGGACGCCGACGGAGCGGCCUGCCUCAGAGACACAAUACAAGACACUUUGACCAAUGAGGCUAUGUCGACUUUGCAGACGGACAAUACAGCUGAACAAACUCACAGCAGCACACACUUUUAAAGUAUACAUUUGACUAAGCACUCAUUGUCUUUUUACAUAUGUAUAUGUAUACAUAUAAGCUCUUUCAUAUAUAUUUUUUGACUCAUGCGACUAUCGUCUUUCAUCAAAUCGUGUGGCAACUUAUGUGAAUACGGAAUUUUUUUAGCCACUCAUUGUCAUUUUUUUUGUGUUCUUGUAUGGAAAUGCAUCAGUUCAUCUACUGCAACUUCUGACUAAAGACAGCAGUUUAAGCUUUAAGUCAUGACUGUCAUCAUAAUGUGACAUUAACUGUGGCGUGACGUGAUGUUUUUGCAACGGUUUUAUGUCACGGUAGCAUGAACAUUUUUGGUCAAAAUCCUGCUAAGACGUACCCUCCAAUGUCUUACUUGAACAUUUUGGCUAACCUGAACACAAACAAUUCAACUCCGAUGAGUGUAAAUGCAGCAGAUGACAGUCCUCUUUAAGUUUAAAACCAAAGAACAUUUCAUCUGAGAUCGGAAUUCGAUAUAAGCUUUGUAAUAUAUUCCUCGUGUCAAUUGAGUCUCGGAGAGAUGAUUGAAAAGGUGUUUCCUUCAGACGCGGCAGCUACUUUUUAUGGUCAAGCCUCUUAUUUUUAUACUCAGCUUUGAGACAUACUCUGGCCCAGAGUAGAUGAUGGUCUUUCUGUACAAAGUUGUCGUUUGCUUUAUUACAAAGCCUUACUAUGUUCCAUCAAGGUGGGGGUGGGGCGAUAAAAUGCCAUCAUCGUGAAACCGAUCGUUGCUCUUAUUUUUCAUGGACUAUAAGUGGUGUUAUAAUAAUAAUAGGAGUAUUCUCUUAGCGCUCGAGCCUGCUGCAUGUAAACAUGUUGGUCGGCUGGUGAGAUUUAUGUGAGCCUGGUGCCAACAUCAUUCACAUGCUAUUUCAGUCUACGAUUGAAGAGUACGGUUUGCCGCCAUUUAAAUUGUUUUUUUCUUCUGGGGUUCUCAGUAAAAAGUUUGGAAAAACAA
Syngnathus typhle (broad-nosed pipefish) is the source of this 3079-nucleotide messenger RNA. RefSeq names its product sirtuin 1 (gene sirt1). Bases 48 to 2111 code for a protein of 687 amino acids. NCBI's taxonomy places the organism in Eukaryota, Metazoa, Chordata, Actinopteri, Syngnathiformes, Syngnathidae. The record is from RefSeq and is a predicted model, not a curated record. Gene Ontology annotation, molecular function: NAD+ binding. The transcript is spliced from 9 exons.